Molecule: messenger RNA, 1674 nt
Organism: Dendronephthya gigantea
Lineage: Eukaryota; Metazoa; Cnidaria; Anthozoa; Malacalcyonacea; Nephtheidae
Exons: 5
Coding region: 1012-1674 (220 amino acids)
Source: RefSeq, a predicted model, not a curated record
CGGCGAUUUUUCAAAUCAAUCGUUUCAGUGAUGUAUAUUUUUGCAGCGAAAAACCUCAUGAAUUAUACCUUUCUCAAAAUAUUACGUUGUAAAAGAUGCUCUAUUUAUUCCGUAUGAAACCAGGAACGUCUUUUCCGUCUAAUCUUCAUCGAUUCACAAUGCUGAGAAGUUUGUUUGCAAGUCUUCCAGAAUGACCAAGCUUUUCAAAGAUUGAGAUCAGUUUCACCGUUGUUUCACAUUCCAGUGACAUGUCGAGGCCAGUGUUCUCAGCAACGAUCAGUGGCAACGAUCCGUCACUCCAGUAUAUCCAAUGGGUCCAGACCACUGGUCCAGACAGACCAGACUUAUAAUAAUAUGGGUCCAGACCAGUCAGAUGAAUAAACCAUCAUGAAUAAACAAUAGUUUAUUCAUCUCAAUUGUCCAGACUUAUGGGUCCAGAUCACCUAUAUAGCCGCGUUUACACUACGUGCUUUGACCUGGCCUGGACCAGACCUAGGCUAAAGGUGUGAACGUUUGUUUAUCCCGCCUAGACCAGGCCUGGACCUCUAGGCUCUAGGCCACAAAACCUCACCUGGAGCACGAUUUUUCUAAUGUGAACGGGCUUUACCUAGUCUAGUCCUGACAAAUUUUAAACUUAAUAGUAUGAUUUGUAUAGGAUCCAUACUAGUAUUAACACUUUUCGACGUGUUUUGGGUCUUGCUUCAAGUAUUUUGUCAUUUAUUUUGGCUCUCCAAUAUCAUCAACAAGAAAGCAGUGUCAGUGUGAACGUGGCACAUAUCACCUAGAUUUUUCCCAGUCCAGGCGAGAUCAGGGCCCCUAGUCUGUGCUCUAGUGUAAACGCGGCUUAUGAGACCACCGAUUCUGGAAUUAUCACCGAAUUCCUGCUCGAAUGUACGAUUGUAUCAAUUAUGAUUGUAUAAUUAUGUAAAUUAUUCCAACCAUGUUCAAAUAUAGAGGAGACGCCCUUUGAGGUAUUAAAUUUCAAGCAUGAUAUUGUAACCAAACGGUGGCAUGGCCGAUUAUAAGGCGGUUCCGUUAAAUGAGACUGAAAAUAUCAGAGAAAUGGAGGAAAGACAGGCAGCUUCUAACACGGAUAAGCCUUUUGAAAUGCCAAAACUUAGCAAAGAGGACUGGGUGAAGGUUAAUGUUAAAGUUGAAAAGGAAGGCCUAUCCUAUAGUGAGGCUGUAGAUAAAGUCAAAGCUGAAAAACUCAUUGAAAAUGAAGAAGAUGGUAAUCGUGGUACUGACCCUCUGAUAGUUAUGUUAAAAGAGUGGCCUAAAUUAGAGGAAAAUAAAGACUCAAAACGUUUGGCCAGUUUGGAAUACCUGAUUGGCCGACUGACCAAAAUCAUUUUGGAGAAAGAUAAAGGAAUUACUGAAGUAAAAGAGGGAAAAGAAAAAAAGAAAAAAAAGUACAAUGAAUUUUUUCGUGAUGAUAAAGAUUCAUUAAAACCUACAUUACUUCAUAUGGCUGCUAAACUGAACUACGCUCAAGUCUCAAAGAUGCUGGUAGAGCAUUCCCCAAAGCUUAUGUAUGCGAUAACAGCGGAUAGUGUAUUACCAUUGCAGGUUGCCUUAAGAAACUUUAGAGAUGAUACUGCUUCAUAUCUCAUAUCAAGGAUGCAGUAUGAUCGGAGUAAUGCCUAUUCUACUUUGGAAAACAUUCAUUUAUGA